Brugia malayi is the source of this 384-nucleotide messenger RNA. The record is from the annotation of a RefSeq genome assembly. NCBI's taxonomy places the organism in Eukaryota, Metazoa, Nematoda, Chromadorea, Rhabditida, Onchocercidae.
UGGAAGGAAACUAAUUUUGAUGUAAAUCACUUAUUUGCAGUGAAAAAUGGACUAUUGCAUUUGCUGUUCACAAUAAUCCAAAAAGUGUGGUGAAAGCUUUAUUUGGGUGGAAGGAAUUGAUAUUAAUUAAUGCAGUGGACAAAGAUACAUUUGGCUGUUAAGAAGUCAUAUAUUGCUAUAGUGAAAAAUCCGUUAGAAGGAAAUGUCAAUGUAGAUGAUGAUGAAGAUAAAUGCACUCCUUCACAUUGUAUCAAGGGUGCACAGGCAACGGAGACUCUAAUAGAAGCAGGCGCAAAUGUUAAUGCAGACGAUAAAGAUAAAUGCACUCCCUCACAUGUAUCACGGGCGUACAGACAGCAGAAACUAAUAGAAGCAGGGGUAUCG